AAUCGAAAAAAGAGGCAAAAAUAUGAUAAAGGUGGAGUGAAGAGUAUCUUCUCUCCUUUUCACAGAUUAUAUUAUUCGGCAAGACAAGCAAGCAAUAACACAAAAAUGGCUCACAAAAGCGUCAGCUUAUCCCAUGGUUUGACUAGCAAGGAAAAAUCUUAUGUUAUAUGCAGCUGCCAAAACAAAUCUAACAGAUUCGUGAACUUAAAAAUACUAGCUUCAAAAGCAGUACGAAACAAAAAGAUAUUUUCGGUAUACGGCAGCUGUAGUGCAGUAAGAAAGGCAUUAAUAGAGCGUGGUUGGGUUGAAAAAAUGCCGGCCAAUCAAAUGAACCUAUUGAAAAUACGCACUAACUCUUUCUCAAGUAAAACUAAAAUGCAAAAUGAACUUGAGAGACUCUGCUUGUCCAAUCUUGUUGAAAAAUAUAAUCCAAACUUUGUAUGGCGCACAAAGGAUCAGCGUCGUGACACUACCAUUGAUAUGAAUAAAGAUUGUAACAUAAUCAUUAACAAAUUGGAAACUGAUGCAACGUGGACUUCAAAACAAGGGCUUUGCUCCUCGAUAAAAAGAAACUAUUGGUUUCAUAUAGAAGAUGUAGCUGAAGUUAACAGUCCUCGGUCAUAUAACACUUCUGACUCCGGUGACAUAGAUGGUUUUGUAAAAGAUUAUAAAAUUACUGCCUGUACGAGCUUAUUGAAAUGGAUAUUAUCAAUGGUAGCUAACGAUAGACCUGUGUUCGUCGAUACGGGAAAAACUUCUAUGAACGUCAUGGUAUUUGCAAUAAACCGAUGCAAGGAAUAUCUAUUGAGUAAGCAGAAUAAGGAUAUUGAUCGACCUAUACAGGCUAUCAGCACCCGUCAAUGGGAUUCCUUUUUGAAAAAAUAUUAUUGUAUCAUAGCAAAAGAAGAUUUUUUUCAACCUGACAAAGCAACUAAGCUUUCCUUAUAUCUGAGCUAUUCUAAAUUCUUACUGAAGGAAAUACACAAGUAUCGACCGCAGUUAAGCUGUGAAGGAUGUCACAACAUUUGGAUAAUUAAGCCUUCUUGUUGUUCGAGAGGCCGUGGUAUUCGUAUGGCUUCAAAAUUAGGAGUGAUAAUGCAAUUAUUGAAUAAAGCUACUGCAAAAUAUGUAAUACAAAAGUAUAUAGAGGAACCAGAACUAAUCUAUGAAACUAAAUUUGACAUAAGACAAUACUACCUUGUAACAAGCACGUAUCCCUUGACCAUUUGGAUGUACAAAGAUUGCUAUUUAAAGUUCAGCUCACAAAAAUACAGCUUAAAAGAUUAUCACGAAUCAAUUCAUCUUACAAAUAAUGCCGUUCAAAUUAAAUACGUUAACUGUCCAGGAAGACACGCUGAAUUGCCAAUCAAUAAUAUGUGGGAUUUGGACAAGUACAAAUCUUACUUGAAUAAAAUUGGAAAAGAUGAUGCUUGGGAUAGAAUUAUUUAUCCGGGAAUGAAAAAGUCAAUUGUUAGUAUUAUGCUGAGUUGCCAGGACUCCUUAUCUGUAAGCAAGAAUCGUUUUGAAUUGUACGGAUGUGAUUUUAUACUCGAUAAAGAAUACAAACCAUGGCUUAUUGAAAUCAAUUCUUGCCCGGAUUUGAAUCAUACCACACAAGUUACUGCUAAAGUUUGUCCAGCGGUAGUAUCGGAUAUCAUAAAAGUUGUUAUAGACUAUGCCAAAAAUCCAAAGGCUUCAACUGGGAGAUUCGAACGUAUCUACCGACAGCCAUUAACAUUGCCGCAUUAUAGCAACGUUGCCGAUCUGUCUCUGCGAGGAUAUUCGUUGCCCAUAGACUAUUUUUAUAAAGGAAAUGUUGAGGUACAAGAAAUGUAUGAGGAUUCUAAAAUUGGCAAACAAAAUUUACUGAAACAAGCAUAUAACACAGAUGUGAUCAUGAAACCACCGGAAGAAGAGUUUAACUUUCCCGAUAAAAAUGAAAAAAACACGUGUACUCAUAAAACCUUUUCCGAAUACAAAAUGGGUGUCGUAGCUAAUGUUUUUAACGAAACACUGGAAGAGUUGAUGGACAGAAUUACAUCAAAUAGUAAUUUCAGUGCCCGUGCGAAAUUUGAUCAGUGUCCAUCCUCGCCUUCAAAUCUGAUACAGAAUGUAUGCAGUGUAACCAACCUUCAAAAUCUUGUAAGGAAAUCUGUUAAUAUUACUGCUGCAUUGGAUAAUCACGUCCAGACUUUUAAUUUUAGUAAACUGGAUGACGCUCCUCGCGGUAAAGGUAGUGUUAUUGAUUGCAGCCCCAUCAACAAAACACUUUUAAAUCAUUGCAAUGCUGCUAAGAUUAAACAUGUAAAACAACUUUCCAACGAAGUAGAAUUACGUAACUCAACACAAGACGUUAUAAAUGCAACUAUAAAAAUAGUCUCAUUUAUAAAUAAAAAAGAAAAAGAGUAUGAGGAUAUAAUAUGAGUAAACUAUAAAUAAUAAAUAA
Molecule: messenger RNA, 2446 nt
Organism: Pararge aegeria (speckled wood butterfly)
Lineage: Eukaryota; Metazoa; Arthropoda; Insecta; Lepidoptera; Nymphalidae
Product: tubulin glycylase 3A-like
Exons: 4
Coding region: 106-2424 (772 amino acids)
Biological process (GO): protein polyglycylation; cilium assembly; cilium movement
Cellular component (GO): cilium
Molecular function (GO): protein-glycine ligase activity, initiating
Source: RefSeq, a predicted model, not a curated record